AUGCGUGGGUCGGUUCUUGACGACAUCGGUGUGCCACAGGCCGUCGAUACAGACCCCAAAAUCACCCUCCAAGAUGCAGUAUUCCUCCUCGCGCGACUCCAGUGUCUGCAACCCAGCCCGUGCGGCCAAGCAUCCGUACUCUUCAGUAAGAUCACCUCACCCCUACAUAAACGCGACCGCUCGGGCGCCGGCACUCGCCGCUACAGGAUCACGGCUCCACGCCGACUCUGA
This is a messenger RNA of Peniophora sp. CBMAI 1063, 231 nucleotides long. The record is from the annotation of a GenBank genome assembly. Lineage: Eukaryota; Fungi; Basidiomycota; Agaricomycetes; Russulales; Peniophoraceae.